AAAGAUUCGUUAGCUGAACGUGCAGCGUGCGCGAACUAUCAAAUCCGAUUCGAAUCGUUCCGAGGCGAAGCUACAACUCCUGGAAAAUAGCAGAAAAAUCACAAAACACAUUUGUUGCAGCCGCCACGCUUGAUGCAGAUGCAGCAGAUGCAACACUUGUAGUUUCAACCUCCAACUGACAAGGAAACAAAUAAAAUAAAACAAGUUCGGGGAAGAAAAUAAAUCAAGUGAUUGUGAAAGUACGAUCUGGGGGGAUACAGAUAAAAAUAUACAACAGCUAGUCUGCUGGUGUUGUUGCAACAAAAUGAGAAUUCACAUAUUGGUCUUGACACUUUUGCUUGGCCUCGCCUUUGCCCACGCGGUAGAUGCGGAGGUUAAGAGCGACGGCAGUGCAAGCAUUGGCAUCAAGGCAGUGGCAGACAACAAAAGCUCCGCCUCCAUACCGCUCAAAUCGGAGGCGACCAAAGACAAACGACAGGUAAGUGGUAAGGAGACCCCUCUCUACCCGAACCACCGCAGUUCCGAGGUCUCAGCAUCUGGAAACGAUGAUCCUGAGGAUGGACAGGAGACAAUCUAUGGCUCAAAGCCCAACCAGUUCAUUAUCCGGCCAAUUGCCCCUCAUCAGCAUCAACAGCACGAGUCGCAUCAGGAACCCCAGCUGAGGAACUAUGCUUCAGCCAACUCUCGACCACAUGCUGCCCAGCUUUUGGAACAAAGUCAGGAGGUGCAGCAUUAUGUGUAUCUGCAAGACAUUAUGCGCCAUCAUCAGCCCAAGGCCCUGGUGGCCACAGGUCAAGGAAAAGGCGCGGCCAGUGCGCCUAAAAAGUCAGCUACGCCAGUGGCCGAGGAGGAGCAGGAACAAGAGCAGGAGGCGGAGCAGCGCUAUACAGUUUCCAUUCAGCCGCAAGCACAGCAGGGGCCGCGUCCACGCCAGUACCAGGGUGUGAGUCCCUAUCAACUGCCAUUGCCUCUUCCUGCGCCGCAGCAUCAGCCGUUGAAACAACAGCAGCAGCCGAUACCUCAGCAGCCUUAUCAAAUCAUUCCCGAAGAGCAGUUUCUAAAAAUCCUGGAAGAAGAACUACAGGCCCGAGCGUACCAUGAGCAAUUGAGGCAACAGCAACAACAUCACCAGCAGCCACAGGUUGGGCAACAAGUUGGACCCCAACCGAAGAACCUUCCCCUUCAUAGCACAGCCGCCACUCACAAGGUAUUGCAACAGGCCGAACCCGUUCUAGGAUUAGGGGGUUAUAGAGAGCGCCUGGCUUCCGAGCAAGAUUUGGGAGCACCUACUUACUCCCAUCCCCGUAGCGGUGGUCCCAAGUACUUGCCCCUGCCCCAGGCUCAGCGAGCUCCAGAGGACGAAGAGUCCCAGCAGCAGCAGCAACCACACCGCUUGCAACUUCACAAGGCAGAUCCUCAUCAGGGACUCCAUGGACUGCCGCCCCAGAUCGCCUAUUACCAGCCGCAAAUUAGUUACAAGACAUUGCCCAAUCAUCCGCUGGCCAAGUCGUCCCUAGAAAGUGAAAUCGAGAAACUUUUGGAAGCCAAUAAACCAGGACAGGCACUGGCCUAUGUGGACAGUAGCAGCGAGCAGGCUACCGUGCUCCGCCAGCCGACACAGCCUCAGCACCCACCACCGCCCUCCUCGCAUCCAGCUCUGAGGCAGCCCAAGGCCUACUUGGCUAGCACUCCCAAUUCCCUGUUGGAUGCCAACAAUCAGCCUUUUGUUCCGUCACUUUUUAAAUUUAGUAACUUUCAGCAACCAACCCCUAUCUAUCCGACGCCGGAAUCCAAGCGAUUAGGCCCUGUUGUCUACCCGACUCAGCAGGCGAAUCUGCCGCAACCGUCUCAGUAUUACUACCAGGAGUCUGCUCCUACUGCGGCACCCAAGUCCCAUCCCAUUCCCAAGCAGUACCACCGGAACAAGCACUACAAGUUGGCUUCUCCUGGUAAGGCCCUGCUCUAUGCGGAUUUCGAACGCAACCAGGCACCCAGCCAGCUACCGCCGCCACCAUCGCCAGCUAACUUCUAUCCCAGUCCACCGGAUCCCAUUAAGCACGCCCAGAGAGCCGUAGCCGUGACACCCACCGCUCUGCCUCUUCAUGCUGAGUAUCCUUCACCAGCACCAUCACAAUCAAGCAUCUACGUUUCCCAGGGAACCGGCAUUGCAACGCCUUCCAGGGUCACGCCCACCUCAGCUCCGGUACCAAAACUGAGAACCCUGGAUGAGGUCAAGCAACUGAAUUUACCGCCUCCAAAUGGAAAGCCACUGACCCAGGCAGAAUUUCAGGCUUUGGUGGAUGCUGGAUAUCCGGUAAAAGCUGUUCCCGUGCCUGUUCCAGUUCCAUUUGAGCAGUACGUUAAGGAUCACCCCGAAUACCGCAACCAUCCGCCAGUUGACUAUGCCCAUUUAAUGCGACUGGCCACGAGGCAGCUGGCUGCCCAUCAACAGCAUCGAUCUCUGGUGGCCCCCUCAGAGCCUUCGGUGAAAAUCCUCUCUACUCCAUCGGCAGGAGAACUGCAACACCACCAACAGCAAACAGCAACGGGUAUUGGUGGCGGCAGCGUCACCUAUCUGCAGCCCAUUGAGAGACAGUCCCAUCCCCACGCCCACACCCAUGCGUUGCAGAAGAGGAGGCCGCGCGAUGAGCAAGACACCGCAAUAGCGGGUAGCGAGCCCAAGACAGCUGAUUCACUCGUGGAAGCGCAACCCACCAAGACAAAUUCGCAUUAAAGGUGCCGGUAUUCCGGCUAGCACAUGUCCUGUUUUAGUUAAAAUGUCCUUGCCUAUUUUGUAAGUAUUGUAAAAAUCUUUCAGCCCUUUUGCAACGUUAAAUUAUAAACUAAAAAAUUAAAUUAAAACACACAUUGA
Messenger RNA from Drosophila bipectinata, 2872 nucleotides. RefSeq names its product ataxin-2 homolog. NCBI's taxonomy places the organism in Eukaryota, Metazoa, Arthropoda, Insecta, Diptera, Drosophilidae. The record is from RefSeq and is a predicted model, not a curated record.